AUGAUAACGAGCAACAUUCGGCGACAUGGCGUCCGAUCACAGGUCCUUUUGUGCCAGCCUUUGAAGUUGGUCAAGGUUGGUCAAAUCACCGAGAGCAGGAUAUCAAAUGUUGUUGCCAUGCUUCCACCAUCGCUGCAGUCGGGCAUGAGUCCGAUUCGAUUCCUUCGCCGCAUCAUCAGCCUUGACACCUUACGACCGGGCGUCCUAGUCUCAGAGGCGCCCCCAAAGCCUCGGCCACUCUUAGAGGCCCAUGUCCCAACUCUGACCCAGGAUCCACUCGUCACUGAGAUGCUCCAGCGGAACGAUGCUCAUCAGGAUGCGGAUUCGAAGGCCGUGUGCCCGCGACCGAUGAGCCGGGUUCUUUACUCGGAGUCGGUCGAUGAUGACCAGGCUAUCAGGGCGGCCUCUGGUGUUCAUUGGAAGUUUGCGCGGCAAGGCACUAGUCUCGUAAAAAUCUCCAUCGAUGGAGGCAAGCCCGCAGUCGCAGAGGAGGAUGUUACUUUCGAGCGGAAGGCCUUCAUUGAUGGUGUGACGUAUCUCCUCAAGGCACUUCCCCAGGACCUCGAUGUUUGCGAACUGAGGCGGAUCCAGUCCGCUCUACCCAAGGAUGUUGCCCUUCUGGACCUGGGGGCGGUUCAGCCUGGAGCCGGCUCCACCCAAUCCGCUUCUGGUCAGCCGCGAUCCAUUCUGCACCGCGGUGUCCAGAUGACCGUGGUCAACUUGAUCUUCGUCCUCAGCUUUCUGCUGCCGUAUCUGAUGUAUCUCCUCCGCUAUAUAGCACGGAUGGAGCGGAAAUACAAGGUCUCCGAGACCGUGGUCGGCCAUGGGCUCGACUUUGUCAACUCGAUUGGGAAACAGAGCGUGUCCCUUACCGAAACCAUGUGUCAGAUGAACGACGGGAAAGUUGGACAAGCUCUUCUAGAAGCAUUCAUAUGGACGGUUGAUGGGGUCGCACAGGGGAUAUCGGACGGGUUCGGCGAGGGCCUUUCAAUCGUGGGGACUAGGAGCACCGUCUGA
Messenger RNA from Ilyonectria robusta, 1017 nucleotides. RefSeq lists its product as uncharacterized. The transcript has 2 exons. NCBI's taxonomy places the organism in Eukaryota, Fungi, Ascomycota, Sordariomycetes, Hypocreales, Nectriaceae. The record is from RefSeq and is a predicted model, not a curated record. Bases 1 to 1017 code for a protein of 338 amino acids.